Messenger RNA from Dipodomys spectabilis (banner-tailed kangaroo rat), 1287 nucleotides. It is a transcript of the gene Tspan17, whose product is annotated as tetraspanin 17. The transcript is spliced from 8 exons. Lineage: Eukaryota; Metazoa; Chordata; Mammalia; Rodentia; Heteromyidae. The coding region runs from base 52 to 864 and encodes 270 amino acids. Gene Ontology annotation, biological process: protein localization to plasma membrane; protein maturation; regulation of vascular endothelial growth factor signaling pathway. The record is from RefSeq and is a predicted model, not a curated record. Gene Ontology annotation, cellular component: membrane.
AGCCCAGGGCGGGCCCGCGGAGGGCUGCGGCCCGGUCGGCGGCCGCUCACCAUGCCGGCCAAGCACCAGCACUUCCCGGAGCCCGCGGUCGGCUGCUGCGGGAAAUACUUCCUGUUCGGCUUCAACGUCGUCUUCUGGGUGCUGGGCGCCCUCUUCCUGGCCAUUGGUCUCUGGGCCUGGGGGGAGAAGGGAGUCCUCUCCAACAUCACAGCGCUGACAGACCUGGGCGGCCUCGACCCGGUGUGGCUGUUUGUGGUGGUCGGAGGCGUCAUGUCGGUGCUUGGCUUUGCGGGCUGCAUCGGGGCUCUCCGAGAGAACACCUUCCUGCUCAAGUUUUUCUCCGUGUUCCUUGGCCUCAUCUUCUUCUUGGAGCUGGCCACCGGGAUCCUGGCCUUCGUCUUCAAGGACUGGAUUCGAGACCAGCUCAACCUCUUCAUCAACAACAACGUCAAGGCCUACCGGGACGACAUCGACCUUCAGAACCUCAUUGACUUUGCUCAGGAAUACUGGUCUUGCUGUGGAGCCCGAGGACCCAACGACUGGAACCUCAAUAUCUACUUCAACUGCACUGACUUGAACCCCAGCCGGGAGCGCUGCGGGGUGCCCUUCUCCUGCUGCGUCCGGGACCCUGCCGAAGAUGUCCUCAACACCCAGUGUGGCUAUGACGUUCGGCUCAAACUGGAGCUGGAGCAGCAGGGCUUUAUCUACACCAAAGGCUGCGUGGGCCAGUUUGAAAAGUGGCUGCAGGACAACCUGAUUCUGGUGGCUGGAGUCUUCAUGGGCGUGGCCCUCCUCCAGAUCUUUGGCAUCUGCCUGGCUCAGAACCUCGUAAGUGACAUCCGGGCAGUGAAGGCCAACUGGUAAGGGAGCCACGCGCCACCGCCACGUGCCAGGACUCCCCAGGCCUCGGGGGGAGCCCCGGGGACCCUCUGCUCUGCUCACACACACGGGCAAGGCCGCAGGAGGCGUCUGCUUGGAUCUGGGGGGGCCCAGGAGCACUCAGCAUCAUCUGCUCCCCCCCACCCCAAACCAGAGGAGCCACCAGCUCGCUGCUGUGGAGGCCUGGGGCUGUCCAGGAUCCUGGGGAGGGUGCGGCCGGGUGGGGUGGGGCAGGUCUGCCUGUACCCCCCACCCCCCAGCACUGCAUGGCUGGGGUGCAGCCUUAGAGCUCUCCCACUCGCUGGGACCUUUCUCUGGGUGUGAGCCACCUCGAACUUGAACUCAGGGCCUGGGCGCCGCCCCUAAGCUUUCCCCCCCCCUCCCCGGCUCAGGGCUGGCGCUCUACCA